Molecule: messenger RNA, 1188 nt
Organism: Histoplasma mississippiense
Lineage: Eukaryota; Fungi; Ascomycota; Eurotiomycetes; Onygenales; Ajellomycetaceae
Product: conidiophore development protein hymA
Exons: 5
Coding region: 1-1188 (395 amino acids)
Biological process (GO): intracellular signal transduction
Molecular function (GO): protein serine/threonine kinase activator activity
Source: RefSeq, a predicted model, not a curated record
AUGGCAUUCCUAUUUAACCGCGCCAGGUCACGGCAACCUGCUGAGGUCGCGCGGUCAAUAAAGGACCUUCUAUCACGCCUGUGGGGAAACCCGAAUGGCGGCUCAAAGGUGGAGGAAGAUCUAGCCAAGCAAUUGGCUCAUAUGAAAUUGAUUGUUCAGGGGACACAGGAAGUCGAUACCCUCCCCGAACAAGUACAGCAAUUGAUACAAGCAGUCAUCCAAGAUGACCUGCUCUACGAACUAGCCCAAAGUAUCCGCCAUCUGCCAUUCGAGGCAAGAAAAGAUACGCAAACCAUAUUCUCUCACAUCCUCCGAUUCAGACCCGCCGAUGCCAGCUCUGCGGAUCCCCCCGUCAUAUCCUAUAUCGUCCACAACCGGCCAGAGAUUAUUGCAGAGCUGUGUUGGGGUUAUGAAAAUCAUCGAAGCGCCAUGCCCUGUGGAUCUAUACUGCGAGAGGCCUUAAAGUUCGAGGUCAUUGCUGCCAUUGUUCUCUACGACGAAUCAGCCAGAGAUGAGCCUGCCAUCCGGAUCAACGAGGUCGACCCGAGUGCGAAGCAAACGGGAGAAGGGCUCUUUUGGCAGUUUUUCCAAUGGAUCAACCGUGGCAGCUUUGAAAUCAGUGCCGAUGCAUUUACUACAUUUCGGGAUAUCCUUACGAAACAUAAAGGCCUGGUGUCGCAAUACUUAUUAUCCAAUUUCGAGCUUUUCUUCAGCAAAUACAAUAGCAUUCUUGUCCAGUCAGACUCAUACGUGACGAAGCGACAAAGUAUUAAGCUGCUAGGGGAGAUCCUCCUAGAUCGAGCGAAUUAUAAUGUCAUGACCAAAUAUGUUGACCGCGGAGAUCACCUCAAGCUGUGCAUGAACCUGUUGAGAGAUGAUCGCAAAAUGGUUCAAUAUGAAGGUUUCCAUAUUUUCAAGGUCUUUGUUGCAAACCCUAACAAGUCUGUCGCCGUCCAGAGAAUCCUCAUCAACAACCGGGACCGGCUGUUAAAAUUCCUCCCCAAGUUCUUGGAGGACAGGACUGAUGAUGAUCAGUUUACGGAUGAGAAGAGUUUCCUCCUUCGACAGAUUGAAAUUCUGCCGCCGGAGCCCACUGAUCCGAGGCAGGGACAAGGCGAUAAUAGCAAUAAUAAUUCUUUGAAUGGAUCCGGUUCAGGAUCUGGAGCAGGCACAGCUGCAGCAGCUUAA